GCCUGCACGGGCCUCGUGACGUCGUACCUCACGCUCGACGGCGCGCUCGGCGACGAAUCGCGCGCGGACCGGCGCGAGAUGGCAAACCACGCGUCGCGCGAGGUCUACGGCACGCUGAUGAGCAUCAUGUCGUCGGGCGUCGACAGCGCGCCCGACGAGGCGGGCGACGCGCUCGCGCAGCGCUUCGUCAAGGGCUUCUUCGGCUUCUUCGUCCUCGUCGCGACGACGCUCUACACCGCGAAUUUGGCGGCCAUGCUCAGCGACGACGCGGCCUACGACCUCGAGAUCGACUCCAUCGCCGCCUGCGAGGCCGCGCGCUGCUCCGUGUGCGUCCACUCCCAGACCUGGGCCUACGCGGCGGAAAUCUUCGCGGCGUCGCCGCUCCGGCGCGUCGAGGGCGGGUGGACCGCGGCGGCCAACUACGCCAGGCUCACCGCGGGCGACUGCGACGCGAUCAUGCUGAGCUACAGCGACUACGUCACGCUCGACGUCAACGAGGCCCAAAACCUCGACGCGUACCAGUUCGUCGGCCGGCCCGCGUUCAGCUACCCGGAGGCGCUCGCCGUCGCGGACCUCUACCAGAAGCCCGUGUCCCACUACGUCCGCCAGAUCAUCGAGGAGAGCCUCUACGACGCCUACUGGGACAAGCACGCGGGCGCGCUCGCCGCGGACCCCUGGGCGGCGUCCGAGGCCCCGGACUCGACCCGGGAGUCCAUGGGCGUCGCGGAGAUGCUCGGGCCCAUCGCGCUGUCCCUCGCGUCCCUCGUCGUCGCCCUCGCGGUCCACUUCCUGCGCAAGAAGGAGCGCCAGCUCGAGCGCUUCUACUCGAACCGGAGCCUCGACGGCGCGCUCAAGGACCUCGAGGACGCGGAGCGGCGCGUCCGCCGCUUCUCCGGCGCGCGGCCGGCCGUCGCGGUCGGGGCCGAGACCAAGGCCGAGGGCGCGCACCUCGACCCGGGCGCGGCGCGGCCCCCGUCGCCGACGCGGCGGCGCACGAGCGCGGCCGUCGUGGACGUCCACCUCGAGCGCAUGACGAGCCCCAUGCCCGUCCGGGUCUCCGUCGACCCGCCGGAGGAGGAGGACGCCUCCGCGUGGAUGUGCCCGGGGCGGCCGCUGAUGCAUCGCCUCCUGCUGCUGCUGCCCGCACUCGCAACCACCAUCGCCGAACCCGACUGGGCGCAGCGCGCCGCGGCCGUGAAAGACGCCAUCCACGCCUCCUUCGGCGCCUACAUGGCGCACGCGUCGGACUUCGACGUGCUGCUGCCCGCCGCGAAGACCGGCGGCGACGUCGCGGGCGCGCGCUACGCGCUCUACGAGUCGCUCGACACGCUCUACGUCGCCGGGUUGGCCGACGACUUCGACGCGGCCGUCGCGGCGAUCUUCGCCGGCGGGCUGCGCGAUCCGCUGCGGCGCGGCGCGCCCGCGCCGAAGCGCGUCGCGUCCGUCGCCGAGUACGCGCGGCGCGUCGUCGGCGGGCUGCUCGGCGGGUUCGAGGUCUCGGGCGACCGGCGGCUGCUGUACGCGGCCGCGCACGCGGCGGAGCGCGCGCUCGACGCCCUGCCGGACACGCAGGACGUCGUCGUCCUGCCCCCGGACCGGUCGCGCCUCGUCCACGCGCGCACGGCGUCCGUGCGCUACCUGCUCUCGCACUGGGUCGACGACGGCGCGGACUGCGAGACCGUCGGCAACGCGGGCGGCUUCGGCCUCGAGCUCCGCGCGCUGAGCCGCGAGCUCGACGACCCGAGCUUCGCGUCGGCCGCCGACGCCAUCUUCGACGAGAUCGACACGGCCUGGUUCCAGGACGGCGCGAAGGACAGCGCGAGGCGACUGCCGCGGUACCCCGC
Molecule: messenger RNA, 1844 nt
Organism: Aureococcus anophagefferens
Lineage: Eukaryota; Pelagophyceae; Pelagomonadales; Pelagomonadaceae
Product: expressed protein
Exons: 2
Biological process (GO): N-glycan processing; carbohydrate metabolic process
Cellular component (GO): membrane; endoplasmic reticulum
Molecular function (GO): mannosyl-oligosaccharide 1,2-alpha-mannosidase activity; calcium ion binding
Source: RefSeq, a predicted model, not a curated record